Messenger RNA from Etheostoma spectabile (orangethroat darter), 5776 nucleotides. It is a transcript of the gene sphk2, whose product is annotated as sphingosine kinase 2. The transcript has 8 exons. The record is from RefSeq and is a predicted model, not a curated record. Bases 1409 to 4090 code for a protein of 893 amino acids. Gene Ontology annotation, cellular component: intracellular membrane-bounded organelle; cytoplasm; membrane. Gene Ontology annotation, biological process: sphinganine-1-phosphate biosynthetic process; phosphorylation; sphingosine biosynthetic process. NCBI's taxonomy places the organism in Eukaryota, Metazoa, Chordata, Actinopteri, Perciformes, Percidae.
CUUUCCAUUUCCAGCCUUCACUGAAGUUUAAAGGAAAUCUGACGUUUGAUCAGUAUUGACGAGUUGGCCGGAAAAAAUACUCGGCCAGGAAGUGUUGGUCUGUCAAUGAUGGGAGAAUGUCGCUGGGUGUUGCAAUGUUUUCCUUAUCGCCAUUGGACUUCCGCUCCGCCGCUCAAAGCUGCCGCUGCUGCGUCUCCAGACACUUCCUGCACCGAGCUACAGUUUUCCGAGCAAGCGACUCUCGUCGUGAGGGGGAAGACAAGAUGAGGAAUAAAGAUCUUUGGGAGGGAACGUGAGGCUUGACUCAAAGACACUACCAUGACAUAGACUAAGGCCCCCCUGGAACUGUCUCCUUGUUUGUCUUUUGUUAGGUUUAUUUUUUGUUGUCUAGUCUUCACUUGUCUUGCUUGGUGUUUACACUCUCCUUGUGGAGAAUAGAUAAUGAAAUAGUAUGCGGGAGUAUUUGUUUGCAUGCAACUUUAAUGUAUCACACUACUGUCUAAAGGACUGACCUAGUCACUCCUCGUGUCGCCCUACUAUAUGACAGAGAUUAAAGAUAGCAAUAGAGGUAUAAAAGGUCUUGAAAAAAGUCUGCACUAUCAUAUCAUUGCAGGAAUUAAUUACAUUUCGGCCAGCACUUACCAUCCAGCAUACUUUACCGAAUUCUUUACUUGUGCUGUUAUGUAAUUGUUGUAGCCUUCUUGUUUAAACAAGGUGUGUUUUUUUUUCUCAUUCACACUUAAUGGAUCUAUUUUUCAAUGCAACCAAGAGUUUUAGUUUUGUCUAUUUGUGUAAUUAUUUAAAGAUUUAUUGUUAAUGUUGAGGAGCUGCUCAGCUGCCUAUAUUGUUAAUCGCAAUAGACGGCUUUAAGUUGUAAUGUAAACAUUCUUUUUUUACUUAUGUAAUCUUUGUGAAGAAAAUAUACAUUUUUAAGUUUCAUUGUCUUUUGAAUAUGUUGAAGUAUUGCUCAUUUGUCCACUGGCAGUAAACUGUAGAAGCUGUUCAUGAUCAAACUGAUGGGAGCUUUCUAACUGUGACGCAAAGACUGAUCGUCAGCAGUUUCCAUCUUUACUGGAUAAAUACUCUAAACAGAAGAACCUUUGAACUGGAGUUUCCCUUUCAAAUGAAGACAUACCUCUUUAAUAGACAGACGGAAACAAACUAAGAGCAGAUUUUUUUUGUGUGACAUUGUCUCUUGAAUUCAAACACUGAAGACGGAGAAUGAUUUUGAGGAGAUUUCAGGGAUAAAGGUCUCAGACUGACAUUCAAAUACAAUUUGGUUUUCCCUGCAAAUGGUGCGAGAGCUGCCGGAUUCCGCUCCUCAAGCCUCUAACUGUAGAAAAUACGACCCUAAAGCUUGUUAAACCAACUUUUUCCUGUAAAAGCCUUGUCCACUUCAGCUGUGAGGAUGCGAUCUCCUGAACCAUCUUCACCUUCCACAGCAGAAGCCCUCCUUCAUGGCCAGUUUGCCAGCUGGGAUUCAGGCAGCAACAGCAACAAUAACAGCUGCCCCAACAGCCCUGGUGGUCCGGGGAGACUCUCCCCCGCUGUCUCCCCUACUCCAGCGUCAGCCUCCAACUAUGCCUUGACCCUCACCCACACUCACAUACAUAUCCAGCGGCUGUCACCACGGCCGGGGAAGGAAGCCCGUCUCUUGCUGCCUUUAUCAGAACUAGUGGGGUGCAGCUGCCCUCGCGCCCCUGCACCCCCUCUUCUGGUGCUGUACUGGUACCCACCAGGCAAACGACGGAAAGGGGUGUCUCGGCGCAGGCAGGUGAGGGCCUACCUGGCAGAAAGCAGGUCUGAAGCUGAGAGGUGGUCAGCUGCUGUACAGUGUCUACUCAGAGGUGUGACCGUCACUGCUGAAACAGAAUUUUCAAGAAGUCUGCUACCUCGUCCCAGGCGACUACUGUUAUUGGUCAAUCCCUUCAGUGGGAGAGGCCAGGCAAUGCAGUGGUGUCAGACCCAUAUCCUGCCAAUGAUCAGAGAAGCCAACAUCAGCUACAACCUUAUACAGACAGAGCGUCAGAACCAUGCCAGAGAGCUUAUCAGAGAGUUAUCACUACCAGAAUGGGAUGGCAUCAUCAUUAUCUCUGGAGAUGGUCUGCUGCAUGAGGUAAUUAAUGGGUUGAUGGAGCGUCCUGACUGGGAACAAGCAAUAAAAACACCUGUUGGCAUUCUUCCCUGUGGCUCCGGGAAUGCACUGGCUGGCUCUAUCAACCACCAUGCAGGGUAUGACAUGUGCCUUCGGGAGCCCCUCCUUUUGAAUUGCUGCUUUUUGAUUUGUCGAGGCGGUGUUCGACCAAUGGACGUGGUCUCUGUGACAACAAGCCCUUCUCCCUCCACCAACAGUCGUACUGCAGCACCCAGGAGACUGUUUUCUUUCCUCUCUGUUGCCUGGGGCUUCGUGUCCGAUGUGGACAUUGAGAGUGAGAGGUAUCGUGGCCUGGGCUCAGCUCGCUUCACCCUGGGUACCCUGGUGCGCAUAGCUUCUCUUCGAUCCUACAAGGGUCGUCUGUCCUACCUGCCUCCCUCUAUUAGCACCACAUCACCAGACGCCACACCUCCUCCGCCCAGGAGACCCCUCUCCCGGAGUAUCACAGAAGGCCUGGAUGGCUUCUGUCGAACGCCCAUCCAUCGCACCUGCUCUGACAUGGGCAUUAGUGAACAGAGGAGCCUGCGUAAGGGUGAGGGAGAGAGGGAAAAAGAGGAGAGGCAGAGAGAAAGGGACAGAAGAAGGGAGAGGGCUAGGGGAGGAGGAACUGGGGUGGUGAGAGCAAGCAGCCUGGCAGAGGACAGAGAGAGAGAGGUAGAGAUGGAAGCAGAAGAGGGGAGAUCAGGGACAUGUUCAGAGAGUUCAGAAUCAAUUGAAAGGGAAGACUGCAAUAUGGGUAGAAUAGAAAGGUUGGCGGGGAUCAAGGAUGAUAGGGAAGAUGAGGGAAUUGUAGAGCAAGACUCCAGUGAGAUGGAGGAGGAGGAUAGGGGGAAGGAUGGGGAAGGCAGUGGUGGUUCUGCAGAGGGGGAGAGAGUGUUGCAUGCAAUAGAGCUGGGAGAGAGCUGUGGGGUAGAUGUGGGGCGAGAGGCAGAUGAAGAGCCAGAAGGUUACCAAGAUGGGCUCCAGAAAGCCAGACAGGCACUGAGAAAGAAUUCAGCCCCUUCGAGCCAAAUAGCCAACACUCUCUUUAACCAGCCUCUCAGUCAGGAGGCUGACACAAAUUCGGGAACUUCAUACGGGGUAGAGGACAUAGAUCUGAAUGGAACCUACUACCAGAAAGAAUCCUACCAACUGGACGUUGCUCGUGAGCGAUCUCUCACCAUCUCCUCUCCCUUUCGUCAUUCUCCCUUCUCUAACAAGCCCAAGACGCUGGACCAAAACCAGAACACCUCCCGGCCGAGGCCCCUCUCUCUCCUCCAGCACUCCCACUCAAACUCCCUCCCCCCUAAACUCCCGUCCCUCUCCCUGUCUCUUUCUCCGACACCCCCAUCUUCCCCUUCAUGUGCCUCCCCACACUCUUCAUCCUACCUCGUCCCUCGUCCUAACACCCCAAAUUCCACUUCGCCCUCACCCUCUCUACGCACACCGUCCUCAUCUUUUAACUUUGACAUUGCUGAGCCAGCAGGACCUUUGAAGAACCGUCCUUUUGUCUCACUGCCUUUAAAUAUCCCUCGGGAUGACUUGUUACCUCCCCUCGACCAACCCCUUCCCACUAGAGACUGGGUCACCAUCGAAGGGGACUUUGUCCUGGUCCUGGCCCUUUAUCAGUCUCACCUCGGGGCUGAUCUUCAUGCUGCACCCCAGGCCAGGUUCGACGAUGGGCUGAUCCACCUGACCUUUGUGCGGGCGGGGAUCUCCAGAGCCACUCUACUGAGACUGUUCUUUGCCAUGGAAAGAGGAAACCACCACUCCGUCAGCUCGCCUUAUGUGAGCCAUAUUUCCUGUAAGGCCUUCAGGCUGCAGCCUCUGUCUACACGGGGGACACUCACUGUGGAUGGAGAACUGGUGCCCUAUGGGCCUCUUCAAGCACAGGUUCAUCCUUCCAUGGCUCGUCUCAUCGUUGGUGACUCUGGAGUGAAGAUUACCAGAUUCUGAUUGGGUGGUUGAGCUGAUUGACAGAUACAGCACUGAAUUAUGUAAUCUCUGCUGUCAUCUAUACUCUGAAAUACCGUGGAGUAUUAGAGAGAGACUUAAAAUAUAGCCUGGAUUGCAGAAACUGCUUUUCUGGGGUUUAAUGAAAGGGAUAACCCACCAAGCCACGCAUCAUUGGAGCAUGACUGCAGGGAUUAAUAGCAAAUUUAAAAAUGGAUGAAAAAUGCGCCUCAUUGCACAGUUGUAGGAUUACGCUCAGCGUACCUUGAGAAGCAUGAAAACUGCACAGCCUGGAAUAGUAAGAGGGAAGAACAAUCGAAUGUUUAUGGAGUUUUUUUGUGUGCAGGUGCAUGUGUUGGAUGUAUACAUAGAGGUAUGCAUGCAAAGAAGCACUACCUGAAUUUUGCCUUUUAAUGAGAGAAAGAAGUCAAAUUAAAAUCAGAGAAGGUUGUUCUUAAACAUGAAAUGCUACAAAAUAUACAUUGAGAUUCACUUGGCCCCAACCCUUUAUCUUUAACCUGUUCUCUAUGUCCAAAUGUUUAAAAAACUUCUGUCCAUGAAAAAGAAUGCCUUACCUGACACUGGACAGUACAGUUGUACCUUUGCCCUUACUUGUUCUUACUUAUGUAAGAAACCCAAAUAUUUUCAAUCUCUGUCCACCUAUCAUAGUGUCCGUCCACUACAUCUAAGCAAAGCUACGCUUGUAUACUUAGACAUACUGGUAUACUCACAUACCUACUGUUAUCUUUGAGCACACUGCUCUCCACUGUUAAAAGCAUCAGUCGAGAAAAAUGUGGACACUUUAAUAACCAUUUUGUUCAUGCAAGUAAUUCAGUGUAGUCCAGAGAGAUUAGCAUGUCAGGGUCAUUACAUAGUAGGAGCAAUGGAACCGUUGAACGGUGACCAUUACUGACAUUUUUACAUAAUCUGACAGUUUUUCUUAGCCAGACGGAUGCACGAUUAUGAUGUCAACAUACUGAAUAUAAAAAUGUCUGAACAAAGCAAGCUUCUUUGUCAAUGGUAUAGUAAUUAGUGCAUUUUGUACAAUAACUAGAGUUGAAGCAGCACAGAAAAUCACAACACUAGAAUCUAUAGUAACUUUUAGAUACAUCUAUGGCGUAAUGCAAUAUCUGAUGCUUUGUUCUAGAAAUGGGUGCGCUUGUAUUAAUAGUAUAAUCACAUUACAUUCCUAGCUUGAAAUUAAUCAAAUGUCUGAAUUUAAACACUCAAAUCUUUUGAAAGGUAGGAGUGACUGAUCAGGACACAUUUAAAUCCAGAAGCUCUGUGUCAUCACAUCAAGAGAUAAAUCAGAUGGAAGUAAAACAACUUUAUUGUGAGAAAGUAUCCAGCAGCAGAGCUGAUCUGGUGAACUAAGUGAUAGAUUGGGUUUUACAUUUAAUUCUUGAGGCCCCUUCUUGGAAUUAUUAUGUCUUAUGAAUUAAUAUUUUAAAUGUAAUAAAACCUGCUGAUAUACAUGUCCUGGAUAAAGGAUAACUCAUUUGCAUGUGCAGUGCAUCAAUCAGUAAGAUCAUGUGCCGACUGCUUGGGUCAUCAUCAACAAACUGUAUGUUUUGGUCAUGCCUGGACAAAUCAAUGCCUUUGUAUAAUAAGCCUGUACAUUCUGGCUGUUGAUUAUAAACUGUUAAAACCUGACUGCAGAAAAUGGAGUAAAACUCUUUGCUUACCAGG